This is a messenger RNA of Fusarium subglutinans, 540 nucleotides long. RefSeq lists its product as uncharacterized. Bases 1 to 540 code for a protein of 179 amino acids. The transcript has a single exon. Lineage: Eukaryota; Fungi; Ascomycota; Sordariomycetes; Hypocreales; Nectriaceae. The record is from RefSeq and is a predicted model, not a curated record.
AUGGCAAAGAAAAAGUCAUGCAAAGACUUCAAGUGCCUUUCAACGAAGAGCGAUUCCCACUGGCAGACGCCCCCCUCUGAGGCUCAGAAAAGCAAUCCUAUCGAAGAAUCGAGAGUUGCACAAGAUACGGACGAGAUGAAUAGUUUUGAGGAACCUGCUGCUAAGAGACGAGCGUUGGGCAGCGGCAAACUGAACGCCAGAUCUUUCGAAUAUCGCGAUCUGCAAAUUCGAAGACGACGACCGACUGAAAGCCAACGACCAGCAGAAAGUCAUUCAGACUCCUUUACGAAGGUUCAAUCUACCUGUAGUCGCGGUCGAGGACAAGAUCGAGACAGGGCACCUCAUUGUGGUGGCUCUCACCACGGUUUUCAAGUUCGAGUCCGAGACCUUUCCCCUGUUGAGGAUGACGUCGAGAUGGAGGACGAUGAUCUACCGAGCGACAAUCCUGCAGCGAGCCGAACGGCACAAACCAACUGGAUGAGCCAAGAAGAAGCCAACGCUGCUGUCUCUUGUCUUGGACCUCUUGAUACGAUCCCUUAA